Molecule: messenger RNA, 1458 nt
Organism: Equus caballus (horse)
Lineage: Eukaryota; Metazoa; Chordata; Mammalia; Perissodactyla; Equidae
Gene: KNCN
Product: kinocilin
Cellular component (GO): ciliary basal body; cuticular plate; neuronal cell body
Source: RefSeq, a predicted model, not a curated record
GGCUGGAGACGGUGCCCUGCGUAGGCCUGCAUGGACAUCCCCAUCAGCAGCAGAGACUUCCGCUGCCUGCAGCUGGCCUGUGUGGCCCUCGGCCUGGUGGCCGGCAGCAUCAUCAUCGGCGUCUCCGUGUCCAAAGCUGCAGCGGCUGUGGGUGGUAUCUUUAUUGGCGCCUCUGGUCUGGGGAUCCUCAUCUUGGCCUAUCCCUUCCUGAAGGCUCGGUUCAACCUGGAUCACAUCCUGCCUACGAUAGGGAGCCUGAGAAUCCACCCCCACCCAGCGCCUGAACACGGGGAGGGAAGAUCCAGCGCCAAUGACAAUAAAGAGGGAGCCCGCAGCAGCCUGUCGACCGUGAGCAGGACCCUGGAGAAGCUGAAGCCAGGGGCCCGGGCGGCUGGGGAGGGCUGAGGCAGGGCCUGAGGGGCUACCCUGGCCCUGACCUCCCUUCCUGCCCGCUACCCUGAUAGCAGAACCCUCCUGGGUCCAAACCAGAGGUGACCCAGGCCCUGGAGACACCAGACCUGCAUUCCUGGGCCAAGGCUAUUGGAAGUGGAUUCCAAGCAGCAGAGUAGGGGGUCCUGAAGCAAGGAGUCAUGGGAGCCGCCCCCCCCCACCAACUGGGGGGGCCCUUGUUUCAGGCUCUUGACCUGGACCUUCUCUCUGGAAUGCAGCUCACCUUCCUUCCCUUUUUGAUCUACUGACUGAUUUCUCUGGAGUUUGGGGCCCAAGGAUACCCCAGUGCCUUACUCCAGCCUAGCCACACAAGUCAACCACAGGCCCACAGAAACUACAGAUGGGGUCCUUGCUGAGCCCAUCAGCCCCUAAGGCCUGGCCCUGGGUGUCUAGAGCUCACCGGCUGGACAGAGGGGCUGGACCAGAACUUUUUCAGAAUGUUGAAAACUCCAGGCAACUCCUCAGAGACAGGCCCUGAGAAGCAGUGAACCAGACGGAGGCGUAUCCUAGACAAACAAAACGGUCGCUGCCAUGACAGAAGCCUGUGAGGCACGGGCCUGGAGGCUUCCAGGAGGAGGUGGCUCCUGAGCUGAGACUCUUGGUGCUUGACUCCACCAUUCAAGGCUUUUCGUGAUCUGGCUCCAGACAAGACCUCCAGCCCCCCCCUUCUCCCUCACCCUCUCAGUGCUCCUGAGCAAUCUAAACACAUUCCAGCCUCCAAGCUUUGCCUUGUGUACCCCUGGGGGCCCCUCCCCAGCCUCCUCCUCUCUGCCUAUCAAAACCCCCACCUUUAUUUAAAGGGCCAGUUCCAAGAAUCCCCUCAACCAUAAUGCCCUCCUCGGCCUCUCCCAUCAACCUGUGUCUGCCUCUCCCGACGCCCUCCUGGAAGGUUGCAGUCUUCUUUGUCACAAAACAAUUAUUAAUCCUAUUAAACCUACUGUAUGUUACUUUCCCAGUCACUGUCAGGGCACAGUAGGCGCUCAAUAAAUCUUAAUGUUUUAAAUUUAA